Fusarium verticillioides 7600 is the source of this 1272-nucleotide messenger RNA. RefSeq lists its product as hypothetical. The transcript has a single exon. The record is from RefSeq and is a predicted model, not a curated record. The coding region runs from base 1 to 1272 and encodes 423 amino acids. NCBI's taxonomy places the organism in Eukaryota, Fungi, Ascomycota, Sordariomycetes, Hypocreales, Nectriaceae.
AUGGCCAUGCCAGAAUCUAACCCCGGCUUUCGCGACUCAAACUUGCCUAUCACACGGAAACCUCAUUCUGUCAGCGAUAGCUCAAGGGCUCGUGGUCGUACCAUUUUUAGACCACGACGAUCUGUACGUGUAAGGUACCAGAGCACAAACCAGCAACACCAUGGCCAUAGAUCGAGUUCAUCACCACCCGAUGCAACUUCAUAUAUAAUAAGCCCAACUAAACAGCCUAUUCACGUUCAAGGAGCGAACGACGGCGCCGCGGAAACGAACUACAAUGGUGAAGCAGACUGGAUGGAUGAUUUUGAGCCUGGUUCCGCCGCCUCUGGACCAGGAAAGCAGCACAGGAGGUUGCCUACUCGCGACAGACGGCCAAGACGUGAUGUAUCUUCGAGAUCCCAGUAUCUCUCCAAAGACGACUCGCUACCUUCGAAGGAAGCUCGUAGAGAUGUCAGUCCCUUGCAUAUAUCCGAGCUCGGUAUCUCAACACCCCUGAGAAAAGUGUCUCGUUCGACUCUCACAGGCCACCUAUCCGAGAUGGAGGCAGACGCAUGUCCUGCACCGUUGCACAGUCAUGCUGCGGAUGUCUUCAGCAAUAGUUAUGUUGCUCAAGGUCGCCAGAAUGUAAACGACGAACUCGUGGAGGCCAUUUCGAGAAAUAUAGCCCAGCAACUACAGAUGCUAUUAAUCAACAACACAAGCGUUCAUGGACGAAGUGGCACUCAACGGCCACGUUCCCGGACCUCGGAUAGCCUCGAAAAGGAGUCGAGAACCCCAAGCCAAAGGGAAGCUCUGAAUAGAUUCACUCAAGAGCUGCAGAGAUAUGCUGAGCAGGCAGGUGCAAAAGGCAAGCUGCCGAUACCUACUCCGACCCCACCGCGUUCUUGCACAAGCCUUCAUACGAUAGCAGCUCUUCUGCCGUUUCGUUCUGAGUUUAAGUCUGCCGGUCUUGCGAUCACUUCAAAAGAUCAAAAGAAACGUUCCUCCCGCCGGUCUCCUGUUGGUAAACAUAAAGCGAUAAUGAACCAAGCACCACCGUCUCGUGUCGAACAACAGCAUAUCCUCCAAAUGGAUGGCAACGCAGGGUGCCCCAGUUCAAGCACAGAAAUCCCUUUCCCGGUUUCAAAAGACAUGGAUGAGUUCAGAUAUGCAAUGGUGGACCAGCUAAGGCCCCAUAAGUACCGAAGAAAGAAGGUAAAAGCUGAGCAGAAAGUGCCACGGACUUGCUGCACUUCUUGUCAACUGGGAGAUCUGUGUCAAUGUAGUAGUGAUUAG